GGAUUCUCCCUCUUCCUCGCUUUCAUGAUCGAUAGACUGCACCAUUAUAUAAGAGAACUUAGUAUGAGGAGGAAGACAAUGGAAGCUGUGAGAAAGCAAAACAGAGCCUUUGAGGAUGGAAAAAGUGGAGCUUCUGAGGAGAUCAAAACUUUGGAGGAAGAGGCAAGUGCAUUGCGUGGAAAAAUUAAACAGCUAGAGUCAGAACUGCAGGUGAAGGCCAAAGAAGCAAGCGGUGCUGAAGCCAAUGCCGUUGCUCUAAAAAAGCAGUCCGAAGGAUUUCUUCUUGAAUAUGACCGCUUACUUGAGGAAAACCAAAAUCUUCGUUCUCAAUUGCAAUCACUAGAUCGUACAUUGUCACGCUCUGAUAGCAAGAAGGUGUCCUAAAGAACCGUGUCUCACGGUGUUCGAACCAUGUCUCACAAUGUCUUGUUAAUACCUUCGCAUCUUUCCAGCUCAAAAUCUGAAUGAGGUGUAAGAAUCAGAGUUCCGAGAGUAGUUGUCAUUUUACUCUAUGAUAUAGUCUGUAUCCUUAAAUUUCUGUUGUGCGAUAGGGGGUUGGCAUAUAUGAUUGCUAGAAACUUCUUUUCUUUCAAUAUUUAGUCUACUUUAUCGUCUUGAAAUGUGGCCUGCGUCUGCAGUCAUUGCUAACUUCAACCAGUAAGAUGCCUUCCCAGAAAGUACUUGUAGGUUUAUUGGCUGUGAAAUUUCUUUAGCAUUGUAAAAUCCUUUUAAACGAAUUCCUUUUUGAUGCCUUGACUCGGAUAUUGCUCUCAAUAUCCAUGCCCUUAGCGGGUUCUUGUUGAAUCAUUGAUAUCUUCAUUCAA
Messenger RNA from Nicotiana tabacum (common tobacco), 824 nucleotides. The record is from RefSeq and is a predicted model, not a curated record. NCBI's taxonomy places the organism in Eukaryota, Viridiplantae, Streptophyta, Magnoliopsida, Solanales, Solanaceae.